GAGAGAACAAUCUGACGUUCAUCUUGCUAUCACUUUUCAUGAAAGCAAAGCUAACGUUUGUAUUAUUCCAAGAUUUUUUAUAGAAAAAAUAUUUUAGAAAGCUUUGACGGCUUUGCAAACGAUAGAAAGAGCUUGGAAAAGGAAGUUAGUUGAAUUCUUGAGAUUUGGCAGCUUUUCAAGGAUUACGCUUUUCAAGGGACAUAGAACCCACAGAAUAAACAAACUGGAAAUAAGCCUCUCUUUCGUUAUUUGACAUUGACAGUUUGUUGGGAAGACGGCAUUUGCAAACGAGAUUAUAAUAAAUUAACAUGAGUAGCCACGUUUCACUUGGAUUACAGCAUCCGCGUGUCUUAAAGACUCAGUUAGGCAAAAUACCAAAGGUAGAUUGGUCAUCUGAUGGAAAAUAUAUAUUGUCUGCUUCAGAGGAUGAUGCUUUGCUUGUUUGGGAUGCACACACGUAUAAUAAACUAGCCUUAUUCCAAGUGCCUUCUCUAUGGAUUAUGACAUGUGCGUUUUCACCUUCCGCAGAAACCAUAGCAGCUGGAGGCUUAAACAAUAACUGUAAAGUAAUCUCCACAGAAAGACCGGAUGCUGAGCCUGUUGAACUUAUGGGACACACUGGCUUUAUCUCUUCAUGCAAAUAUAUUGACGAAAACCGUCUAUUAACUUCUUCUGGUGAUAAAACCUGCAUAGCUUGGGAUAUACGAAGACAGACCCCUAUAACGAAAUUUGAAGGACAUUCAGGCGAUGUCAUGGCAUUGGACUUUUUGCCUGAAAAUCCAAAUUUAUUUAUUUCGGGUGGUUGCGAUAAAACCUCCAAAGUAUGGGACCUACGAACGAGCUCCUGUUGUUUGACUAUUUCGGAUAACAAGUCUGAUAUUAACUCUAUUUCUUUUUUCCCAUCUAAAACUGCGUUCGCUACUGGUGUUGAGGAUGGGAGUACCAAGUGCUUUGAUAUUCGUGCAAAGGCAGCCAUCUUUGAAUACCCCUCGCAACUAUCAAAUCCUGUAACUUCCGUUCGCUUUUCUAAUUCUGGUAAAUUUUUGUUUGCGGCUACCGGUAAUGUAUGUGAGGUUUGGGAUUCUGCUGCUGCUACAUCAGUUGCUUCUCUCUCAGGUCAUGAAAAUCGCGUAAGCAGUAUUACCCUCAGUCCUGGCGGCACAGCUUUAGCAACUGGUUCUUGGGACUCAACAAUCCGACUCUGGUUUACUUAAUCUGCUUUUAUGGAAUAUUUUUGUAAGCAUAACGAUUUCACGGAACUGGCUUGAAUCACAUGUUUGCAUAAUGACUUAGAAUGUCUGCGCAAAGUUCCUAAUGUCUGCUAUGCAAUAUAUAAUUGUUUAAUAAUUAAGGAUAUACUAAUUUGUAAAAUACUAUCUUGAUUGUUUAUUUAUGGUUUUUUCAUCGCGCCCGA
Schizosaccharomyces cryophilus OY26 is the source of this 1414-nucleotide messenger RNA. Its product is annotated as heterotrimeric G protein beta subunit Git5. NCBI's taxonomy places the organism in Eukaryota, Fungi, Ascomycota, Schizosaccharomycetes, Schizosaccharomycetales, Schizosaccharomycetaceae. The coding region runs from base 309 to 1214 and encodes 301 amino acids. The record is from RefSeq and is a predicted model, not a curated record. The transcript has a single exon. Gene Ontology annotation, molecular function: signaling receptor complex adaptor activity; protein binding. Gene Ontology annotation, cellular component: heterotrimeric G-protein complex; cytoplasm. Gene Ontology annotation, biological process: G protein-coupled receptor signaling pathway.